Ochotona curzoniae (black-lipped pika) is the source of this 1529-nucleotide messenger RNA. It is a transcript of the gene AICDA, whose product is annotated as activation induced cytidine deaminase. The coding region runs from base 59 to 673 and encodes 204 amino acids. Gene Ontology annotation, molecular function: zinc ion binding; RNA binding; cytidine deaminase activity. NCBI's taxonomy places the organism in Eukaryota, Metazoa, Chordata, Mammalia, Lagomorpha, Ochotonidae. Gene Ontology annotation, cellular component: cytoplasm; nucleus; P-body. Gene Ontology annotation, biological process: defense response to virus; negative regulation of single stranded viral RNA replication via double stranded DNA intermediate; DNA cytosine deamination. The record is from RefSeq and is a predicted model, not a curated record. The transcript is spliced from 5 exons.
CAGCACAGUGCGGCUUGAGGCAAGAUUCCCUUGUUCUAGAAGACUCCCAAGAGCAGCGAUGGCAGCCGUGGAGGAGCCCUUCAGCCUCUGGAUGAAGCAGAAGAAGUUUCUUUACCACUUCAAAAACGUCCGCUGGGCCAGGGGACGGCACGAGACUUACCUGUGCUACGUGGUCAAGCGGCGGGACAGCGCCACGUCCUUUUCGCUGGACUUUGGGCACCUUCGCAACCAGAAUGGAUGCCACGUGGAAAUGGUCUUCCUACGCUUCAUCUCCCACUGGGACCUGGACCCUGGCCGUUGCUACCGCGUCACCUGGUUCACCUCCUGGAGCCCCUGCUACGAAUGUGCCCGGCACGUGGCUGACUUUCUCCAAGGCAACCCCAACCUCACCCUCAGGAUCUUCACCGCCCGCCUUUACUUCUGCGAGGAUCGCAAAGCCGAGCCCGAGGGGCUGCGGCGGCUGCAUCGCGCAGGGGUCCAGCUGGGCAUCAUGACCUUCAAAGAUUACUUUUACUGCUGGAAUACUUUUGUGGAGAAUCGUGAAAAAACUUUCAAGGGCUGGGAAGGACUGCAUGAGAACUCGGUGCGUCUGUCCAGACAGCUCCGGCGCAUUCUCUUGCCCCUUUACGAGGUUGAUGACUUACGGGACGCAUUUCGCACCUUGGGCCUCUGACUGCAACCUCCAGGCGUCCGCACACCACGGGACCCCUCUGCCGCAGCCGGGGCAUAGAAGGAAAAUUCUUGAAGUCCUCUCGCAUUUCUAUUCCUGCUCUCAUUGUCUUCAAGCUUAGGGGAGAAACCAUACACAAUUAUGUAUGACUCUAAAAACAUGGAUUCUUGAAAACAGAGAAGAAACAGUUUACUGGGGUAAAAGCUACACCCGUUGCUGUUUUGAAGGUGACCAUCUUUCCCCGCUGUGGGCAAGAGAAAAGCAAAAGUCCUGGGUUUGGGAGAGUAGACAUCCUAAAGUGACAAAGUCCUAUGACUUUGAGGCAGAAUGAAAGCAGAAAGCAGCUCCUAACAGGUGUGCUGGGAGGAUCGCGUGCUUUCCUGCAAGCCUCCUUCCUGAUUCCCUGGACUUGUCAGUGGUGUUAGUCCUGUGUUUGUUUGUUUGUUUGUUUUACUUUCCCUCUGAGAUUAGCCUUCAGGUAACCCAAACUCUUCCAUCAGGCUGUGACUUAGAGAACCUCCGAAUGAGAGAAUCUGGGCGACUGAAACCCCAAGCCACCUUUCCCGAGCAUUAGCAUCCAAGCUUGUGCUGUGUUUUAAGAGCCUGGUUGGCGCGCGUUUUCACGUGUGUAUGCUAGAGGAUUUGGGGGUGGUGGAAGGAGCUGUGUAUUCUAUGUGGUCACUUGCAGAUUAUGCUAAUCAAGGAGCUUCACAUGUUAUCUGGGGACUGUGGAGAAGGCAGCCGGAUGUGCAGUUGACUCCUUGGACCAAAUCCUUGGAAAACACAAACGUUUUAGAACAAGUCCCUCUAUGAGAAACACCCAUGGGCCCAGCAUGAUGACUCAGUGGCUAAAUCCUCG